AUGGAGUUUUUCUUGCUUGUUUUUGUUUUCCUUCCAGGUUUGUACAAGAAAUCUGGAAAACUUGUGUUCCUGGGCUUGGAUAACGCAGGCAAAACCACUCUGCUGCACAUGCUCAAAGAUGACAGGCUGGGUCAGCAUGUCCCCACACUACAUCCCACAUCAGAGGAGCUGACGAUUGCUGGAAUGACCUUUACGACUUUUGAUCUGGGUGGACAUGAACAAGCGCGCCGGGUCUGGAAGAACUACCUGCCCGCCAUCAAUGGGAUCGUCUUCCUGGUGGACUGCGCGGAUCACUCGCGUCUUAUGGAAUCCAAAGUUGAACUUAACGCGCUAAUGACAGACGAAACAAUAUCCAACGUGCCAAUCCUUAUCUUGGGUAACAAAAUCGACAGACCGGAGGCCAUCAGCGAGGAGAAACUACGGGAGAUCUUCGGGCUCUACGGACAGACCACGGGAAAGGGAAACGUGCCACUGAAGGAGCUGAACGCGCGCCCCAUGGAGGUGUUCAUGUGCAGCGUGCUGAAGAGGCAAGGCUACGGCGAAGGCUUCCGUUGGCUAUCGCAGUACAUUGACUGAUACUUGGAGGGACAUAAAGAGUUUUACUCCUCUGGGCUGAUCCUGUUCGCAGCUUCCUAUGGACUUUUCUAUUAGAACGCGGAAGGCUUUCCAACCGCAUACUGGCAUUGACCAAGAGACUCCUGGUUUUUGGCUGCCCUAUUGCACAGUGGUGACACAACUCUUUUCCACGUUGACGGGGAGACGGCACCGUUCUGCACGCGGGUGCAAACUGUCCCUUUCAGUUCGGUUUACAGCGGGGCUGGUGUGAUCUGGGAAGUAAAACUCCGCACGCUGCACUGUAACAGCUGAAAAAGAGAGCACGUCUCACCACUGUGGUUAAUUGACUUAAAAAAAACAAAAAAAAAAUGAAAAAGCAAUUAUAUUUUUUAAAGAAAGUGUUAAUGUAAACAGUGUCCCUUCUAACAUUUUAGUUUAACGUUCAUCUUGUUUAGUCCAGAGUCUGGUUAGGCUUUUUUAAAAAUAUAUUUAACGAUAUUUAGAAAUUUCACCAAUUACUGAACCAAGGUAUCACGAUAUUAGAAGUCCUCAAUAAACAUAGCAUUUGGGCUCAACCGA
Phaethon lepturus (White-tailed tropicbird) is the source of this 1134-nucleotide messenger RNA. Its product is annotated as GTP-binding protein SAR1a-like. Bases 1 to 576 code for a protein of 191 amino acids. Gene Ontology annotation, molecular function: GTPase activity; GTP binding. The record is from RefSeq and is a predicted model, not a curated record. Gene Ontology annotation, biological process: endoplasmic reticulum to Golgi vesicle-mediated transport; membrane organization; vesicle organization. Lineage: Eukaryota; Metazoa; Chordata; Aves; Phaethontiformes; Phaethontidae. The transcript is spliced from 5 exons. Gene Ontology annotation, cellular component: COPII vesicle coat; endoplasmic reticulum exit site.